AUGAGCACCGGCCCCUCCGAUGCACCCGGGAACCGAAGCACCGUGCGGGGGUCACCGAGGGGCCGCCAGGGCUGUCACCGGGUGAGGCGGGGGCUGCCCAGCCCGGGGUGCCCGCCGCGCCGGGGCCGCGGUCCCCGGCCCGCGGAAGGCGCUGCUCGCUUGGGCAUCCUCGGUCCCGGGGGCACCGGCACCGGGACGCCCUGCGGCUCGGGGGUCACGCGGGGCCGGGCCGCCUACCUGGGUCAAGGUCGCGGCGGUCCCGUCCCCCCGAGCGCUCAUUGGCUGGGCCGCGAGUGGGGCGGGGCCGGGGCGCGUGGGAACCGGGAACCGGGACAGGCGGUACCGGGACACCCGCACCGGGACACGCGGCACCGGGACACGCGGCACCGGGACACCCGGCACCGGGACAGGCGGUACCGGGACACCCGGCACCGGGACACCCGGCACCGGGACACCCGGCACCGGGACAGACGGCACCGGGACACCCGCACCGGGACACCCGGCAGCGGGACAGGCGCGGGGCGCGGCUGCCUCCGGGGGCGGGGUACGGGACCCCCUCCGUCCCACGGGGCUGGGGGCCGGCUGAGCCCCAGAGCCGCCAGCAGCCGGGCUGGGUGCGGGCACAGGGACCCCACACGGGGAUGGAGGGACCCCCGGAACCGGAGCCUGGACCCCACACAGGGACAGAGCAACCCCCGGUCCCUCUGUGCCCCCAGCCGCCCUGGCACCCCCCGGAGCUGGAGCCUGGACCCCGCCGGGGACUGGCACUACCGCUGGCUCAGCCUCAUGGUGCUGCCCAUCCUUUACAACUGGGUCGUCCUCAUCCUCAGGUGCUGCUUCCCCGAGGUGCAGGAGGCACACGCGGGGCUGUGGCGGGCCCUGGACGGGCUCAGCGACACGCUGUACCUGCUGGACAUCGGCGUGCGCCUCCACACAGGUUUCCUGGAGGACGGCAUCCUGGUGCGGGAUGUCAGCCGGGCGCGGCGGCGCUACCUGGGCUCCUGGACCUUCCCCUGGGAUGUGAUGGCCGUGCUGCCCACCGAGCUGCUCUGUCUGCUCCCGGGGGUCCCGAGGGUGCCCGGGGUGCCGGCAGCCCGUGCCAACCGCUGCCUGCGGGUGCCGCGGCUCCUCGAGGCCUUCGACCGGUGCGAGACGCGCACGGCCUGGCCCAACGCGUUCCGCAUGGCCAAGCUGAUGCUGUACCUGCUGCUGGGCAUCCACUGGCACGGCUGCCUCUACUUCGCGCUGUCGGCACGCCUGGGGCUGGGCGCUGACCCCUGGGUCUGCCCCGCCUUCCCGCGACUGCUGCGCCGCUACCUGCACAGCUUCUACUUCUCCACGCUGGUCCUGGCCAUGGUGGGCGACACGCCGGAGCCGCGGCGCGAGGAGGAGCUCCUCUUCCUCACCGCCGGCUUCCUCCUGGCCGUGCUGGUCUUCGCCACCAUCACUGGCAGCAUCAGCACCGUCAUCGUCAACCUCAGCUCGGCCGCCAGCGCCUUCUACCCCGACGCGGGCCCGGUGCGGCGGUUCCUGCGGGCGCGGGGCGUGGGCAGGCGGCUGGCGGGGCGGGCCGAGGUGGCGGCCGGCGUGCACAUGGCGGCCCUGCGGCGCGUGGGGCUGUUCCGCGGCUGGCAGCCCGGCGUGCUGCGGCAGCUGGUGCUGCGCCUGCGCCCGCAGGUCUUCGGGCCCGGCGAGUUCGUGUGCCGGCGCGGGGACGUGGGCCGCGAGAUGUACUUCAUCCGCGAGGGCCGCCUGGCCGUGGUGGCCGAGGACGGCGUCACGCAGCUGGCCGUGCUGGGCGAGGGGCUCUACUUCGGGGAGAUCAGCCUCAUCGACAUCAAGGGCAACGCGGCGGGGAACCGGCGCACGGCCAACAUCCUGAGCAUCGGCUACUCGGACCUCUUCUGCCUGGGCAAGGAGGACCUGGCGGAGGUGCUGGCCGAGUUCCCCCGCGCCCGCGCUGCCAUGGAGGCCAGAGGCCGGGAGCUGCUGCUCCGCAUGGGCCAGCUCGACACCGCCGCGGAGGCGGCCGGGGCGGCGGCGGAGCGGCGGCUGCGGGGGCUGGAGCGGGCCCUGGAGGGGCUCCAGACGCGGGCAGCCCGGCUGCUGGCACAGCUGGAGGCCGGGGCCCUGCGCAUGGCCCUGCGCGUCCGGCGCCUCGAGGGACGGCUGCAGCUGCGGGACGGGGCGGUGCGGGACAGGGCAGUGAGGACACACCGGGCAGCAGGAGCGGCCUCUCCGCAGCAGCCUGCCGGGCCACAGGGUCCCACCGGGGGACAGGGCCCCCCCAGAGUGCAAGUUUCCAAGGCACAGGCUGUCCUCAGGGCGCAGGGUGCCCCCGGGGCACAGGGUCCUGCCCAGGACCCAGGUUCUGCAGGAGGACGGGGUCCCCCUGGGGUGCAGGGCCCCUCCAAGGCACAGGGUCCCCACAGGGCACAGGGUCCCAGCGCCAUGCAAGGUGCUCCCAAAGCACAGGACAGCCCCACAGUGCAGGGGCCCCUCAGGGCACGGGGUCCUCGUGGCGUGUACGGCCCCAGGGGGGCACCGGCUCCCCUCAAGGCGCAUGGUCCCAGGGCAGAGGGUCCCCUCAGGGCACAGGGGCAGAUGGGGCCGCGAGGUCCCAGUGGCAUGUAUGGUCCCAGCAGGGCACAGGCUCUCCCCAGGGCACAGGGUCCCUCUGGGUCACAGAGAUCCAGAGGGGCGCAUGAUGCCCCCGGGGCUCAGGGGGUCGGGGUCCCACGAGGGGUGGAGGUGCCGCGGGACUAGUGCCGCGGUGCUGAGGGGUGACCUGGGGGGGUACACCGCAGCCACCACUGCUGUCGGGUGACACCGACAGCUGCUGCUGCGGGACCGGGACCGGGAUGGGACCGGGUCAGGGUCACGGAGUUUGGGAGCGGUGAGCAGCUCGGGACCCCCAGCCCCGCCGGGGCAGCCGCAGGGACGCGGUGACAGACACCGCGGUGGUGGCCGUCGUCCCGUCGCCCGGUGCUCAAGAGCGCUCCCCCCCAAGCUGCCCGACCCGCCCGGGAUUAGGGGUGAAGCCCACGCCCCGGUACUCCUCGAGCCCCGCUGCCGGUACUCUCCAUGGCCCCGCCCGGCCCCCACCGCC
Molecule: messenger RNA, 3109 nt
Organism: Passer montanus (Eurasian tree sparrow)
Lineage: Eukaryota; Metazoa; Chordata; Aves; Passeriformes; Passeridae
Gene: CNGA4
Product: cyclic nucleotide gated channel subunit alpha 4
Biological process (GO): monoatomic cation transmembrane transport
Cellular component (GO): plasma membrane; intracellular cyclic nucleotide activated cation channel complex
Molecular function (GO): intracellularly cGMP-activated cation channel activity; protein-containing complex binding; intracellularly cAMP-activated cation channel activity
Source: RefSeq, a predicted model, not a curated record